UGAGAAAUGAGGAUAAGGCAUUUCUCUCUCUCUCUCUCUCUCUCAUAUGACCUCAUCAACUCUCUCUCUCUCUAAAACCUCUUUCUCUUUCUCUCUCUCUGUAUCCGGUUUUCCUUCAUUUUUGUCUCUGUAUAAUCUGUAUAGAGUUAUCUACAGCCCAACCUGUAUAAAUUGAUCCAUUUUUCACACCCAAUACUUCAGAUGUGUGUUGCUUUCGUGAGUAAUAGUUGCAGUGAUAGCAAUCAGAUCCAAUCCCAAGGGUUUUCUCACUGGAUGGGGAUCUAUAACAUUUCGGACUCCACCCUAUUCAACGGAGGUAAUCCUUGGACCAGCAGGCUGUCGACUGUUAAGGAGGAGGAUGAUUCAUCCAGUUCUUCAUCUAUCGGCAAGAACAGUGACGCCGGAGGAGGUGAUUCCGAUGACGAAGUUCAGAGCAAGGAUAAUGGACCGCUGAACCAGUUAAACGACUUGGAGAAAGUCUUGCCCAUCAAAUUGGUGUCGGUGAUUGUAUGUCAUUUAGACAUGCAUGUGCGAUUCCAAUUGUUUUUACACCUCUUCGGAGGGGGAUAUCGUCGUUCUAUGCCGGAAAAUCAAAAUCAUAUGGAAACCUAGCGGACGCGACAUCUGUUCAAUCGAUUCAAGACAUUGUUAAGCCGGAAGAUGCUUACACCCGGAAACGCAAGAACAUGAUUGCUCAUACUGUUUUAUUUGAAAAGCUUCGUAAAUCCUCCACCGAUAGUUCUGACGCAUCAAAGCGACUUGCCAACUCUACCACAACUGGCACCCAUGCUCCUUCUCUUCCACCCUUGCCCCCAAACACUAUUAAUGAAUCAUCAAAUUCCUCAUCUCCUUCUCCAUCUCCAUCUGCAUCCGCAUCUCCUUCUCCUCGAAUGUAUUAUUUCCCAUGGAGAUCAUUAUCUCUCUCAGAUUUGCACCAUGCUUCGAGUAUCACUGACUCGGUGAUUAACGAAAGAGACAAGGAGGAUGAGCAUUAGGUGUAGCUCUGUGAAUGAAGAUAGAAUCUGAAAAAUAGUUGUUUCUGCCUUUCUGGUGUAAAGUGUUUAUGUUUUUUUUUUUUUUUUUUUUUCACAAUUUCUG
Lactuca saligna is the source of this 1098-nucleotide messenger RNA. Lineage: Eukaryota; Viridiplantae; Streptophyta; Magnoliopsida; Asterales; Asteraceae. The record is from the annotation of a GenBank genome assembly.